Plutella xylostella (diamondback moth) is the source of this 727-nucleotide messenger RNA. It is a transcript of the gene RpL17, whose product is annotated as ribosomal protein L17. Gene Ontology annotation, biological process: cytoplasmic translation. The record is from RefSeq and is a predicted model, not a curated record. Gene Ontology annotation, molecular function: structural constituent of ribosome. Gene Ontology annotation, cellular component: ribosome; cytosolic large ribosomal subunit. NCBI's taxonomy places the organism in Eukaryota, Metazoa, Arthropoda, Insecta, Lepidoptera, Plutellidae.
CUAUGACAGUAAAAUAGACAGUACCGCAUACAAUAUUUUUUCAUAUGGCAACACUUUUGACAAACGUCAAUGUCAUUGAAGUUUAUCUUGUCUUUGCCCUUUUCCUGCAAAAUAUUUCUAGGGAGCUAAGAUGGGUCGUUACUCUCGGGAACCGGAUAACGCAGCGAAGUCAUGCAAGGCGCGUGGCUCAAACCUCCGUGUUCACUUCAAGAACACAUAUGAGACCGCUAUGGCUAUCAAGAAGCUGCCCCUCCGCCGUGCCGUGAGGUACCUGAAGAAUGUGACUGAACAGAAGGAGUGCAUUCCUUUCCGCCGCUUCAACGGUGGAGUUGGUCGUUGCGCGCAGGCCAAGCAGUUCGGCACCACACAGGGACGCUGGCCCAAGAAGUCAGCCGAGUUCCUGCUCCAGUUGUUGAGGAACGCUGAGUCCAACGCUGACUACAAAGGUCUUGAUGUUGACAGGCUCGUCAUUGAUCACAUUCAGGUGAACCGCGCGCCCUGCCUGCGCAGAAGAACAUACCGUGCGCACGGUCGCAUCAACCCCUACAUGUCGUCUCCGUGCCACAUCGAGGUGUGCCUCUCGGAGCGCGAGGACGCCGUGUCCCGCGCCGCGCCCGCCGACACCGCCCCCGCUAAGAAGAAGCUCAGCAAAAAGAAGCUGGCCCGCCAGAAGGAGAAGAUGAUGAGGGAAUAGGCCGUAAGGUUAAUAAAUGACUUUUAAAACGCA